GUGAGUGCCCGCUCAGCUGUCAUCCAGAAUGUCAACAACAAACGCUCACCGUAAAUAAAAGAAGAAAGGCACGCGUGGAAUCUACAUUUUACUAAAAAUAAACUGUUUUUAAGUGUUUUAAUUCCAUUUCAGAUAGUGUGUUGCGAAUCAAAUCUUGGUUUGUAGCAGUCUCGCCGGGUCCGCAUGAGUGACACAGCUAAUGACACCAUGUCUGCACCAGAUGUGAUAAAGUCUACUGCCGAACCAGUGGAACCAACCAAACCACCCGAUAUCGAUCCGGAAACGACGGCAUCGGCUGCGAAUGCCGUGGAACAGUGGCGAAACUAUCAGCAGGCGUACACUGCCUACCAGCAGCAGUGUGCCGCUUACCAACACUACGUACAGCAGACACAGUACGCGCAAACGGUUGAGCAGCAGCAGAUGAUUUACAGCCAGUAUCUGGAGCAACAUCGUCACUAUCAGUACCAGCUGCAGCAGUACGAGCAGUACAAGCUGGGCAAUGGGUUGGUGCCAUACGCGGGAUCUGUCAACUGGCAGCCAGUUGAUCCGAUGCAGUCGUUCCCGAUGGAUCCAACAGCCAUGAUGCAGCCCGAUUUUCAUCAACCAUUAAAACCCCUGAUGGGUGGUCCGCCAGCAAUGAGACCCGCCAGUGGGAAUAACCCAGGCCGGGGCAAGGGUGCGCCGGACAUGAAAAAUCGUCGUGAUGGGAAAAUGAAGUCGAAACCUCCAGCGCACGAGAAGAAGAACGAGCUACACACGAGAACCAUUAUAUACUUGAAUCCCGACGACGAAAAGCUACUGCCCCAGGAGCUGAAACUACUGUUCGGCGACUUUCACUGCAAUCUCUGCCGCACGCGGAUGAACUCACACAUCUCGGCCAACAUCCACUACCAGUCGAAGUCGCACGAGAAAAAGAUUAACCAAUGGCUGAAGGAGUACUGUGAGGAUACGGGUACACCGAUGCCGGUACGUCAGCGACCGCCGCUAGAGCUGGCCGCCGAUACGGCAGCGAUCGGCAAGUCGGUGUUUCACUGUGAGGCGUGCGAUCUGGUGCUUACCUCGGUGCAGCAUGCCAAUCAGCACUACACCGGCAAACGGCACUGGAUGGUGGUGAAUGGGAAGAAGCUACCGUCCGGCAAUGGGCAUUUCAAUGCCGAUGGCAAAUGGAUUCGAACCACAAAUAUAGUAACCGACGUGGUGGCGCCAUCUGCCGCAAUGCCAUCGACCGCAGCGCCAUCUACCGCCGGCAAGCCGGUGGUGAUAAAGAAGCGACUUCUUCAACCUCUGCCGCACGAAGAGCAGGCACUGAAUGAAGCGAAGCGGACUCGCUUAGAACCGCCACCGGAACCACCUCAGCAGCUGAUUGCGCAGGUUCUGGCCGCUGAGUCACUUUCGCAGGCAAACGGUUCGAUGCCGCAACUCUCAUCGCCCGUCGUCACUCCCGUGGCUUCAAACCUUCAAAACUCCACUUUGCCGAAACCACAGCUCAUCAUAACGAUCAAUGUGGACAGCGAUGAGGAGGUUAAGGAAGUCGGGACGAAACCAUCCGACCCACCGGUAAUGCCCACAGGCACCAUCCAACCGACGACCGUAUCUGGUGCACCGGUUAAAUCUGGUGAAACCACGCUCGAGCAGGAGAUCCGCAAAAAGGAAGGACUCGACUGUGUGGACGAAACCGGCACCUUCUGCCUGAUCUGUGAAACAUCGGUCACGUCCCGGUCGGAGAUGGUGACCCACCUGAAGGGUUCCAAACACGUGAAGAAGGCACGCUCGAUGGGUGUAAUCGUGCGGACGACACCGUUCAAUGCGUCCGAUACGAUUCUGCGCAGCCUGUCGGCGCCGGCCCGUCAAACCGACUGGUCGCUGUACCGUAUGCCGUCGGGGAAAUUCUACUGCAAAACUUGCAACCUGAUCGUGUCGGACGAGAAGCUGUUCGGUCAACAUUGGUACGGGAAGAAGCACAAGUUGAAGUUGCGCCAGGAGCAGCAAGCCCAGGAGGGAGCAUCCCGCACGGCGACAACCACAGCAACGGGCGGUACAGUAGCUGCCGUAGCGGGUGCAGCAGCCCCACCACCACCAGCUGCAGCAGCCGCAGCAACUGUAUCAACCACCACGGACAAUCCAUUCGUGCUGGACGUUGAUGAUGGGACGAUACCGAUGGUUGGGGUUGGGGAAGCUGCUGGGUUGAGUGAGUUCGCCGUCGACUGUUUCCCGCAAACGGGCCGCAAGCAAAAAAUGUUGAACAAGAAAAGGAAAUACUUUUUCAAGAAGGCACUGUACGACAAAAAGUACUACCGCACUGUGGUAAAGCAGGAUCAGAAGCAGACGGGAAAGGUCGCGAGUAUAGUGCAGUGAAGGGUUUGAAUCCGUGGAAUCACAGGAGAUUACAAAUAUUAAUACAUUUUGGUUGAAAUGAGCACAAAAAUUAAACCCAUCAA
Anopheles stephensi (Asian malaria mosquito) is the source of this 2438-nucleotide messenger RNA. RefSeq lists its product as uncharacterized. Lineage: Eukaryota; Metazoa; Arthropoda; Insecta; Diptera; Culicidae. Bases 184 to 2355 code for a protein of 723 amino acids. Gene Ontology annotation, molecular function: nucleic acid binding; zinc ion binding. The transcript has 5 exons. The record is from RefSeq and is a predicted model, not a curated record.